Cryptotermes secundus is the source of this 2338-nucleotide messenger RNA. RefSeq names its product beta-glucuronidase. Bases 215 to 2080 code for a protein of 621 amino acids. NCBI's taxonomy places the organism in Eukaryota, Metazoa, Arthropoda, Insecta, Blattodea, Kalotermitidae. The record is from RefSeq and is a predicted model, not a curated record. Gene Ontology annotation, biological process: carbohydrate metabolic process; glucuronoside catabolic process. Gene Ontology annotation, molecular function: carbohydrate binding; beta-glucuronidase activity. The transcript has 13 exons.
CCAAGAGUUACGAGACAGCUUCAUCUCCAGGUUAUGACUAUACUCGGCUUUACCCUGAAGUUGCAAGCACUGCGACCCACCUGAAACGUCGGUAACAAUCAACCAGACCACUGAAUCACAACUCAGAUAACAGAAAUCUUCAUAAUCACCAUAGAGAAAACCACAAAUCUUGCAAUUAAAAAGUGCAUAUUAAGUAUCAGAUUUCAUCACUGAAAUGGAGACCUGGUUAGUUUUGUUAACAUUUUGUACUAUAUUACACACAACUGUAUGUGGAAUUUUAUAUCCACGAGAAUCUGAGAGUCGAGAAGUAGUUCCGCUGGAUGGUAUCUGGAAGUUUUGUACAUCCCCAGCUGAAGAUCAGGAGAAAGGGUUUAGAAACAAAUGGUUUUCCACAGAUUUAGAAGAGUGGAUACCAAUGCCCGUCCCAUCCAGUUAUAAUGAUAUAACUGUUAAUUCUGUAGUACGUGAUUUUAUUGGUUGGACAUGGUAUCAACGUCAGUUCUAUACUCCUAAGCGCUGGUGGCUAGAUAAGCAGCGUGUGGUGCUACGAUUUGGAAGCGUUCAUUAUACAGCCAUAGUGUGGGUAAAUGGUAAGAAAGCAUGCAAGCAUUCUGGUGGACAUCUGCCAUUUGAAGCUGACAUUACGACAUUGCUUUUUUAUGGUACUGCCAACCUUGUGACUGUGGCCGUGAACAGUACUUUGACCCUCAGUACUCUUCCACAGGGUUACGUUCAGCAUCCCAAUGAUACAAGAAGGUAUCCACCUGGUUAUGCACUAUUCCACUAUGACUUUGACUUCUUCAAUUAUGCUGGUAUCCACAGGCCUGUUUAUUUAUAUACCACUCCUCAGACAUACAUAGAUGAUAUAACAGUUACAACUGAUAUACAUGAAGAUGUUGGCAUUGUGAAGUAUACAGUGGAAUAUCAGAACAAACUAAGGGACCCUUCUUCAGUGCCUCAGUGCACUGUUACUGUGUUUGCCAAAGAUGGAACAAAAGUAACUUCAGUUACAGGAGUCAGUGGGAAAGUACAUAUUCCUAAAGCCAAUUUUUGGUGGCCAUACCUCACAAACCCAAGUCCUGGAUACCUUUAUACACUUGAGAUUUGUCUGACCUCUGAAAUCGGUAAAGAUGUUUACAGAUUACCAGUUGGUGUUAGGAAGAUUGCAUGGAAUUCCACUACUUUUUUCAUCAACAAUAUGCCCACAUAUUUUCGGGGAUUUGGAAAACAUGAAGAUUCAAAUCUACGAGGUAAAGGAUUAGACUAUGCUUUGCUAAUUCGAGAUUACAACCUCAUUGCCUGGUUGGGAGCCAAUGCUUAUAGGACUUCACAUUAUCCUUAUGCAGAAGAGGCUCUGGACAUGGCCGAUGCUCUUGGAAUAAUGAUCAUUGAUGAGAGUCCUGCCUGUACAAUUGACAACUUUUCAGAAGAACUGUUGCAGAAACAUAAAGAAGUGAUGACAGACUUUGUGAGGCGGGACAAGAAUAGACCUAGCGUUGUGAUGUGGUCGCUUGCCAAUGAACCAAGUUCUUUCAGAAAUGAAUCCAGAGAAUAUUUCAGUGCACUGGUGAAUCUUACAAAAUCCUUGGAUCCAACUCGGCCAGUAACAUUUGUAACCAGCCAGACAGUUGACGAGGAUAAGGCUGUGCAAUUCAUGGACAUAAUAUGCAUAAAUCGGUAUCCAGCAUGGUACAGUGAUUCUGGUCGAACAGAUCUAAUUCAGCUGCAAGUGAAGAAUGAACUUGUUGCAUGGCACCUCAAAUUCAACAAGCCAGUGCUUGUUACAGAAUAUGGGGCUGGAUCAGUGAUUGGCAUGCACACGGCACCAUCUUCCAUGUGGACAGAAGACUAUCAAGUGGUUACUUUGACAGAACACUUCAAGGCUUUUGAUACUCUGUAUAAAGAAGGUUUCCUCAUAGGUGAAAUGAUUUGGAACUUCGCAGAUUUUGCUACACCCCAAGUUUGUUUCUACAGAAUAUAUUCGUCCUGGAGGGUGCAAGAAAGGUCUGUUUACUCGGGAACGACAACCAAAAAUGGCAGCCCAUAUCACCCGUUGGCGCUACUGGACACUUGCACAUAGCUCUGUCAAUGUAACUGUACCAAAUGAUUUGCUGUUUGCAGGUCCCUAAUACAGAUAGAAGUACUGUCUUUUUCUUCAUGCAAUAUAUCAGUGUAAUUCAAUCCAAAUGAAGGUUCAUAAUGUAGAUAUGAAUGCCAAUUUUUGUGUCAUGUAUCAGUGUAAUUCAAUCAAAAUGCAGAUCAAUAAUGUAUGAGGGUAAGUCAAUAUGUCAGUUACAAAUGGAUAUAGAACUUAAACAAAUAAGAGUACUGAUUUGAA